GUAAUGGAUCAUUUUUUAGAAACGAAACGAAAAGAAUGCUAUCAAAAUAGCUCGUUAGACGAUGGUAAUUUCAUGCCGAAUGAAACGUUUUGUACGUUGAUAUUUGAUGGAAUUAUGUGUUGGAAAGCGACAAAGGGUGGCACUUUGAGCAAGCAGCCCUGUCCGUACAUGGGAAAUUCGCAGGAUUUUGCAACUAAAAAAUGCGAAAGUAACGGCGAAUGGUAUUUCGAUACGAAACUAAAUCGAAGUUGGACGAAUUAUAGCCAAUGUUGGGCACUAAUUGACCAUGAAACUGCUUUGGUCAAUUUCGAUUCUAUUGAAAAUUCAACCAUUUACCGUAAAUGGGUUCCAAUAUUAAAGCAUGUGACCCACAGUGGCUACAUUAUUUCACUAAUUGCCCUUAUAUCUGCAAUGAUUAUUUUUUUCGCGAUUAAAAAGUUACAAUGUCCCAGAAAUCGUCUACACAUGCACUUGUUUGCGUCGUUCAUAAUGCGAGGAUUUAUGUCACUUCUUAAAGAUUUCAUAUUCGUGGAAGGAGUUGCUUUUAAAUCAGAUUUAGUAUAUAAUAUGGAUGGAAUAUUGAAAUAUACCAAGGAACACCAUAAUUGGAUCUGCAAAGCACUUACGAGCUCGAGAAAUUAUUUUAUUGUUGCCAAUUAUACGUUAAUAUUAAUGGAGGGGAUUUACCUGCACAAUUUAAUUUUUCUGACGUUGUGCUCAGAUAAAACCAAAAUUACUUUCUACUAUAUUUUUGGCUGGGCUUUUCCCCUACUGUUUGUAAUACCAUGGAUACUAAUGAGGAUAUAUCAUGAAGAUACAUUCUGCUGGACUACAUCAACAAAUAAAAGUUAUUUGAUAUUACUUCAUGGGCCCAUUACAUUAUCUGUUAUAGUAAACUUUGUAUUGUUCAUAAUGAUCGUACGAAUUUUACUAAUGAAACUAAAUUCGAUCUACAUCCAACACCAAAGGACAAAAUACAGAAGGUUAGUGAAAUCGACGUUGACUUUAAUUCCAUUGUUUGGAGUCCCAUACGUAAUCUCACUCGUAAUGUUAUAUAGCACGAAUUUAAAUCCAACAACUGAAGUGGUAUGGCUAUUUCUUGAUCAAACCUUCGUGGCUUUUCAGGGACUUUUCGUUGCAUUAGUUUACUGUUUAUUAAACACGGAGGUGCACAAUGAAAUUAAGCACAGGUAUAACGCAAUUCGGGAUAGACAGGAACAUCACCGACAAUCACGAGAACGAACCAUAUCGCAUACUUUGCAAUAUCCGACAGUUAUAGUGCCGUUGAAUGAAGAUAUACCUAUGACAAAUUAUAGUGCAAAGUAUAUCUAAAUAUCUUUGUUUAAAUUAAGAAUAGAUAACUUUAAUUGCAUUACUUACUAUAAGUACUAUUCCAUUUAAAUGGGUAUAAGAAGAACAAAAUUUCGCCCUCAGACGAGCACCUGUAGCACAUUUGCUAUGAACAGAUCAGAAGGUACUUCCCGAAGGCUAUAUAUGGACACAAGCAUUUUGAUAGUUAAAGCAUAUAGUUAAUAUUUCAAUGGAAUAUCUUCAUAAAUAGGAAAGUUGACGCUCGCAUGUAAGAAAGUUAAAAUUGCGCACUCUCCGCAUACGGUUAUAUUUGAUGUAUACGAUAUGUCUGUCUUUACUAGAAGCGUCUAUUCCAGGAAAUAUCUUCAUAAACAAGAAAGUUGGGAUCUCACACUCUGCGCAUGCGCACAUCUGAUUUUUACUAUUUGCUAUACGAGUAUAUAUGUUGUUCUUUACUAAAAGCAUUUGUAGUUAAAAUUUUUUUAAAAUCUGUACAAGUAAGAAAAUUGGCUUUGAGCAGCCUGCGCAUGUGUGUAUUUUAUUUGUACUAUAUGCGAUAUGUUUGUUUUUACUACCGGGUGAUUCAUUAGAAGUGAGGACAAUUUGAA
Molecule: messenger RNA, 1919 nt
Organism: Photinus pyralis (common eastern firefly)
Lineage: Eukaryota; Metazoa; Arthropoda; Insecta; Coleoptera; Lampyridae
Product: parathyroid hormone/parathyroid hormone-related peptide receptor-like
Exons: 8
Coding region: 4-1332 (442 amino acids)
Biological process (GO): cell surface receptor signaling pathway; adenylate cyclase-modulating G protein-coupled receptor signaling pathway
Cellular component (GO): plasma membrane
Molecular function (GO): peptide hormone binding; G protein-coupled peptide receptor activity
Source: RefSeq, a predicted model, not a curated record